This is a messenger RNA of Hipposideros armiger (great roundleaf bat), 717 nucleotides long. RefSeq names its product COMM domain containing 6 (gene COMMD6). NCBI's taxonomy places the organism in Eukaryota, Metazoa, Chordata, Mammalia, Chiroptera, Hipposideridae. The record is from RefSeq and is a predicted model, not a curated record. Gene Ontology annotation, molecular function: NF-kappaB binding. Bases 250 to 426 code for a protein of 58 amino acids. The transcript is spliced from 3 exons.
GGUCGCCGGCGGAGGAGGCCACCCUGAACCUCCCUCAGCUAUCCCCUAAGUCCAAGGCCUGUGUCCGUGUGAGCCCGUGACUUGCAUCCCGCCACCCUCAUUGCUCCUUCCACGUUGUACCUAAAUGUUAGCCCCUGGCAUUGUAAUUCAACCUCUCCCACCCACUCCCGCCGACGAGUACAGACUAUUGUUCCUGAUGAGGCGCCUUUUAUUGGAAACUAGCUUCUAGAUUUUCAGUGGAAACUGGGCAUGGCUGUGAGCUCAGACAGUUGCAGGUCACUCAAGUAUCCUUAUGUUGCAGUGAUGCUAACAGUGGGAGAUCGUUCAGGCCAAGUAACGAACAAGUCUUUUGAAAUGACAAUUCCACAGUUUCAGAAUUUCUACAGACAGUUCAAGGAAAUUGCUGCAGUUAUUGAAACUGUGUGAACACUGAUUACUUGGUUGAUAAAUUGCUGUCAUCAUCCUAAAAUCAUGGAUUUCACUUUCUGCAACAAAGCUGCAUAAGGAUCACAUGAUAUUUAUUGAAUGACAAUUGCACUUUUGUUUUUCCUUUUUUUUAAAUAAUAAAAAAAUCAGACAAACAGGAAUUAGACAGUGGUAAUUGACAAACAACUUUGUGACUGUACUAAAAGCCUUUGGAUUGAACACUUUAAAGGGCAAAGUUAGUGGUAUGUGAAUUAUAUCUCAAUAAAAAAAUAAACACUUGAGUAUUGAAAA